GGGCGUGACACGAGAGCGGAAAGCCAAUUUGUGCCUGGGUGUAGUGGGCGAAUGUGACAGGAGGUUCCAAAUAAAAAUGGAAUCGAGGAUACCCCCCAAUUCUUACAUUGCGCUGCAGUUGCCCUCGGGAACAACGAAAGUCCAGCAGAUAAUCCCGUCUACGACCAUCUCUCUUGGGAAAUACGGUUCAUUCCCCGCAAAUCAGAUCAUUGGACGGCCCUUUUACCUGACUUUCGAGAUACUUGACGAGGCCGACGAAAAUGGUCAUGUUUUGCGUGUUGUUCCCGCAGCAGAGCUACAUACGGAGGCGCUGAUGACUGAAGGUUCAACUCCGGCAGAACUCGAAGAUGGUCCGGAUCUUGGAAACGGAACGGGAGAGGAUGAUACCCCUCAGCCCCGCGACAACCGAAAUAUCAUAGACGACAACUCCGCGCAGCGCAUGACAAUGGAGGAGAUUGAGAAUCUCAAACAAGGGACAACUGGUGCGGGAAAGGAAAUCAUUUCCAAACUUCUACGGUCGCAUUCCGCCCUUGACCAAAAGACUGCCUUUUCCCGGGCCAAAUACACGCUGAGGAAGAGGAAGAAAUAUUUAAAGCGUUUUACGCCGGUUCCUCUCGAUGUAUCGCUCCUCACGAAUUGGAUGUUGAACGAUAAAGAUGCGGCAAGGACUAUGGAACUACGGGACGAGCUGUUAGGGCUGAUUGGGUGUUGGGCAAACGUUCAUCAUGGUGGGGAAGAUUCUCCACCAGAUUCAACAACAGCCCAAGCUUGCGGCCGGUGGCUUGUGGUUGAUGAUACAGGAGGGCUAGUAGUAGCAGCUAUGGCAGAGAGAAUGGGCAUACUCUACCCUUCCUCAACAGAGUCGGACCUAUCUGCGUCGGAGGAAGCGGAACCCAGCAGUGAUACACCAGGUGAAACGGAAAUAAUGUCGGUGGAAAAUCCCAACGAUAAAUCUCUCGGCGACCAUCCAGAAUCUCACUUAGCUCCUAGCCACCAACCACGCCACCGACAUCGCCCGGCGCCUAUGUCAGCCAAACAUACAACCCUGACCGUAAUACAUCCCAACUUCCAACCCAACCUUACCCUAUUAAAAUACUUCUCCUACGACCUUAACGAUCCGCCCGAAUCUCAUCCUCUCUACACCCAUCUCAAAACGCUGUCUUGGAUCCAACUAGUGGAUCCUGAUUCCGAUCACACCUAUACUAAUGAGCCAGCGGUUGUUCCUGAUUCCGUCCUUGAGGACUGGAAGCCUAGUAGAAGGGGCGCUUAUUAUCGAAAGCGACGCCGAUGGACAAAAGUACGCACAGUCGUACAAGAGGCCCGUGCCGGUGGCUUCGAUGGUUUGGUUGUUGCAACCUUGAUGGACCCCGCUUCCAUCUUGAAAUACACUGUUCCGCUGCUGGCUGGUUCAGCGCCUGUGGUUGUAUAUUCCCCACAUAUCGAACCGCUGAUAAAGCUAUCCGAUUUAUACUCUACAAUGCGCCGGGCCGCAUUUUUAAACCGGAAGCAAGCAAUUCAAGAAAGCCAGGGCACAGGAACAAGGGAGUCCGCUGCGGUCCUAGAAGACGGCACGCGGAACUGUUUUCAAGACGAAAACUCCGAGGAUGAUGAUUUUCCUGUAGAUCCAUCUCUACUUUUGGCUCCUUCGAUCCAGACAUCACGAGUCCGUACAUGGCAAGUUCUGCCAGGACGUACGCAUCCGCUUAUGACUGGUCGGGGUGGAGCGGAGGGUUAUGUGUUUCAUGCCAUCCGUGUUAUUCCAGCGGGAGGAAGAGUGGAGGCUCGUGGAGUUCCGGGAAGAAAAAAGAGAAAGGUUGCAAUAGAUACGCCGGGUCAAACACCAAAGGAGAGCGAGGAUACUGAUAUGCAGACGUAAAUAUCUUAGAAUCCUAUAUACAUACAUGUUCAUAUGGGUUAGGAGUGCCCUUGGUACCUUGCAUUUCGUACCAGCGGGAUAGCUGAUGACCAGCCACUCUUGAAGACAAUUUAUGUCCAAGAAUAAGUGACGUUCGGCUAGUUUCAACA
Molecule: messenger RNA, 2025 nt
Organism: Coccidioides immitis RS
Lineage: Eukaryota; Fungi; Ascomycota; Eurotiomycetes; Onygenales; Onygenaceae
Product: tRNA (adenine-N(1)-)-methyltransferase non-catalytic subunit trm6
Exons: 2
Coding region: 77-1876 (599 amino acids)
Biological process (GO): tRNA methylation
Cellular component (GO): tRNA (m1A) methyltransferase complex; nucleus
Source: RefSeq, a predicted model, not a curated record